GUUUCUCAGCCUAGGGGGCAUCAUCGAGGGGCCGUACUGGGUCAGCUCUGGGGUCGUUGUUGGGUGCUCGAUGGCCACUUCGUUUAUCCGUGUUUUCGCCCUUAAGGCCUUCGAUAAGUUGUGCAAUGUUCUGGCUAGUGGCACUGAUUUCGACGCAUACAUCGAUGGCACGUGCCUCUCGCACACGGGCACGGUCCCCGAAGUCGUAGAGGCACUAGUUUCUUCCUCGGUCAGCUUACACAAGGCUGUCACCCAGGAGCUUGGUUGCACGCUGGCGCUUGGCAAAGUGGGCUGCGUGUGCAGCCACAAGCCAAUAGCAAUUCAGCUCGAGGAGCGACUGGGAGAGUUGCGCGGCAAGCCCUCGUCCUCGGUGGUUAACUUGGGUACUGACUACACGGCAG
Molecule: messenger RNA, 401 nt
Organism: Prorocentrum cordatum
Lineage: Eukaryota; Dinophyceae; Prorocentrales; Prorocentraceae
Source: the annotation of a GenBank genome assembly